AUGCCCAAACGACGACCACCUCAUCAACUAAACCUCCUCCCUCCCUCCCUCCUCCUAUCCUUACUACUACUCCUCCCCACAACCGCCACGGCAAUUCAAUACCCCAUCCCGGCUUCAAUCUUCAAAACCCACAGUUCGGCCGGAAACCCAAUCCUACACAUCCAACCGUCCUUCCACCAUUCCUCUGAAACAAAAUCACUGUUAAACUUCAAAUCCAUCUUUCUGGCAAAUCCGGCACCGGACGCCGCGUUGGAAAAAUCAUUACUUUCUGAUAAUUUCUUCAUACAGGAUGUUGAUGGGGUUCAGGUUCCUAAUUUUUCGGUUGAUAAGGGAAAAGGGGUUUUGGUGUUUGAGAGGGGGAGGAGGUAUAUGAAUGAUGAUGAUUAUAAAAAAAACAAUAAUAAGAAUAAUAGUAAGAAGAGUUAUGGUGGUAGGGUGGGGAAAGAUACUGGAGAAGUCUGGGUGAUGACUUUUCCUGUUCUUUGCAAUAGUGGUGGUGGUGGGGAUUAUACGGAAAAGGAUUAUACGAUUUUUAGGAGUGGAGCUGGGAAGACGGAUUGGGAGGAGAUAAACCUGGGGAUUCGAAAGAAGGAUUCGAAGUCUUGGUCUCCCUCGGCUAGAUACCUAGGAAGAGGGUUCAUGGUUGAUGACAUCUUCGAAGCUGGUGAUGGCAAAGAUGGAGCAGGAGAUGCGUCAUCAGUAUUAAGUGGCCAGGAGAGACUAUAUUCCUUUGGAGGGCUGUGUAUCGGUGGAGAUGAGUAUUUGGGAAAAGGAAAGAAUGAUUCCUUUUCUGCUGAUUUGUGGAAGAUUGAGAAUUCAACGACGACGGUUGAAAAGCCUCGGAUGAUUAAGAGGAUGGAGAUGAAGAGAGGACUGGGAAUACGGCAAGAUGGGGGGUUUAGUAUUAAUGGGACGGUGUCGAUGACUACUACUACGGAUUUGGAGUCUACGAUGGUCACGACAGCUUCUGAUCUGUCUUUGAGUGACACUACAAGUCUAUGGAGCAGUACGGCUACAGAGAUUACUAGCGAUAUUGCUAGUAGUUCGGAAAGUAGCAUGGCUGCAGAGACUACCAUCGACACUACCACUACGGACUCAGGAAGCAGUACGACAUCAUCAGAAGUCCAGACAUCUAUUCAAACUACAAAACUUGCUACAUCUACAACUUCAUCUACAAAACCUACAUCCACAGCAGUAUCUUCAACAUCUACCACCUCAGCCGCCGCAAAAGAGACGAAUCGAGAUCCAUCUUCAUCUCUAGAUGUCAGUAUCACUCUCCCAGAAAACCCACCAAUCCCAGAAGCAGGGUUCUCGAUGACCCAAUUGAAAAUAAACUCGACUUCUUCGGAAAACAAUAGCCAAGACGGCAUGUUAAUCCUCGGUGGAUAUACAUCUUCACGUCGUUUCGUAGGAUUAGGCCAACUAGCCUUUUUCUCCCCCAAAUCCGAAUCCUGGAGCUUCGUCUCCGCCAGUCUAAGCGACAACGACAUAACCCCUCGAGCGGGGCAUUCCGCCGUGGUAGACGAAUCUCAAAAGAGAAUAAUCGUCUUCGGCGGGUGGAUAGGAAAUAUCACCCGUCCCGCAAAGCCAUCUAUGGUUAUUUUAAAAAUCGGAGAUUUGGAUAGUAACGGAUGGGAAUGGGAUACCUUCAACGCCACCGAAGAAGUUGAAGGAUCCGCCCCACCAGACGAUACCCCACUAUGGGGUCAUGCGGCUAUCCUCCUCGAAGGGAACGUAAUGAUGCUUACAUCUGGUUUUCACGUCAAAAGCCUAGAUUCUUCUGGUAAACAGAUGGUUAACCAAAAAACCUGGUAUUUGAAUCUAACUUCGAACGAGUGGGUUCGACAAUAUCAUUACCCCCACGAGCAAAUUCCAGAAACAGUGGUUGGUGGGGAUAUCAAAAAGAGUCAUAGGGAUAUUGCCCUGUUAGCCGGAGUAUUCGGAGGAGUCGCCCUGUUGGUUGUGACCCUCGCGGUAUUAUUUUGCUAUGCUAGAAGGCAGGAGGAGUAUUCUGAUGUAUCGAACGGAGGGAUGUCGAAUGAGUAUGGUAACAGCGACGGUAGUGAUAAAUUCGAUUCCAUGGAUUUGGAAUACGGGAAGAAAAUCCCCACUAUUACUGCCACUAGAGGUGUGGAAUCAUUCAAUCCCUUCCGAAGACGCACAAGACCGGAAGAAGUCGGUGCCCUACCCCGAGAAAACGGCGCGGGGAGCCCAGAAUUACCACCCCCAACCCGUGCACCGUUAAGAACGCACAUGCACAGAAAUAUGAAUCAACCAUCACAUGUGGACAUGGAGAUGGUAGAAAGGAUGCGAGAUCAACAGGAGCAACGGGAGAAUAUGCUGCAAGACUCCACGGCACCAGAGAGGAGAAGGAGUGUCAGGAGUGAAAUGGUAGCUUGGGUUAGAGAAUGGGCUAAUGCCGAUGCUGCCGCACAAGCUGCAGAAGUUUUAACAAGAAGCAAACAGGAGAGGGUGUGUUCCGGGAGCUCCAGAGUUAAAAAAGAAUCCUCGGCUUUGGGGGCUGUAGGAGCGAAGGAUAUGUAUUUGAAACCCGGAAGGGCGGCGAAUAGUACACCAAAGAGUAACGCUGCUACGACAGGUGUACCGGACCCAACGGAUAGGUGUGUUACCAGUUGUUCAUCAACUUACUCCGACGGAGUGGUUAGCACGCUUGCUGCCUCCGAGAACUAUACUACUCCGGAAGAACUACCAUACCCCGUUCCACCGAUGCUAUUAUCGACUUGUCAGAACUAUGAAGAGCAAAGCCCCAGAAACCCAAGGUUACUCGUCGGACCCCACGGUGUCACCGCACCAUUACCCAAGAAGAUGGCACAAGAGUUUCCAAUACCUACAUUGAUCCCACGAGACUCGCUAUCUUCUCAAUACGGAGGUGGAUAUAAUAAUCACUAUUCGUACAGCAGCACCCAACCGCUAUUAGGACAAGCCCAAGAUUCAGCAGGCGAUGACAGAAAUAGCGAAGGAUGGAGAGACGUUACUCCUGCAUCCCAUUUCUUCACAAACAUCCCCCUUACAACACCCGAAGAAGAAGACAUACAACCCCAUAGCUAUGUCAAACGCGGAAAGUCCCUGCAAGAUAGGAUCAGGGAGGAGAUGUAUAACCCCGGUCCCUCAAGAACAGAUGACGAUUGUAGACUAUCCUCUAUAGUGGACUUCUACGCGGAAUCUAAAUCGCCAACACCUAUACCCGAAUUAACAGAGGGUACGGAUACCGAGGAUGAUGAAGGGGAGGAAGGGUAUUUGGUAACCGGUGGGAGUGGCAUUGGAUCCUCGGCUUAUGACGGUUCAGUGGCAGUCGAGGGCAAAGGGAAAAUGGUGGUGUUGACGAAUACUACAGUCGAUGAACCUAUUGUUCUUCGUUCGAUCCGUAUGAGAUCGAACGGUCAACAUCUGGAACAGAGAGAAUCCUUUAUCGCCCCGUUAUUAUCAGAAACUAUAGCCCAAUUAAGAGAAGCAGGUGGAAAAGUUGAAAAAUCGAAUAGUCGAUCCAGGAUCCCUUCCAUAGGAUCUUCGAUCAAAAAGCGAGCAGCAGCAAUGGCUGCAACUUUCAACCCGGGAACUCAAUCUAACGAACGACAAUCAGUCUCCCAUUCCUCCUCCAUAGGUCGUAGGGGUGUCCUAAACCGACUUUCUCAGACAUCCACCGCGAGUCGACGGGCCGAGCAAUCUGAGUCAACGGCUUUACAACCCCAACAAGCGGAAAUACUAGAUAUCAACGACACAUCUACUGAAAUACUAUUCCCGAAGGGAAAUGACGACAAAGAUAAAGAUAGAGAUGAAGUGAGUAGCAUGCACAUGAAUAUGAACGAUAAAGUAGUGCAAUUGGUAUAUACGGCGCCGAAGGGGAAGUUGAGGGUUGUUAAUCCGAGUCCUAGGAGGGUUAGUAGCGGUGGGACUGACGCGAGCUUGGGGUUCGUUCAGCAGAGGCCGGUGGUGCAGAGACGGGUUAGUAGUUCGGGGAAUUAUCAUCAUAGGGUUUUGCAGGCGCAGGCUCAAGCUCAUGGAGAGGGGAUUAUGAGGUUGGGGAGUUCGGCUGCGAGGAGGGUUGGGGAGAUGGAUUAA
Molecule: messenger RNA, 4080 nt
Organism: Orbilia oligospora ATCC 24927
Lineage: Eukaryota; Fungi; Ascomycota; Orbiliomycetes; Orbiliales; Orbiliaceae
Exons: 1
Coding region: 1-4080 (1359 amino acids)
Molecular function (GO): protein binding
Source: RefSeq, a predicted model, not a curated record